Messenger RNA from Belonocnema kinseyi, 2021 nucleotides. Its product is annotated as deoxyribodipyrimidine photo-lyase. The transcript is spliced from 7 exons. NCBI's taxonomy places the organism in Eukaryota, Metazoa, Arthropoda, Insecta, Hymenoptera, Cynipidae. The record is from RefSeq and is a predicted model, not a curated record. Gene Ontology annotation, molecular function: deoxyribodipyrimidine photo-lyase activity. Gene Ontology annotation, biological process: photoreactive repair. Bases 265 to 1761 code for a protein of 498 amino acids.
GCUGUGAAUUGUUUUUGUGUUUUGAUUUCGUUUCAGUCUAUUUUGUGCGGUAAAGUUGAAAGAAACUGAAAUAAGUAUUGUUCUUUUAUUUUUCAAAGUGAUUUUCAAGUGAAAGUGUAUUUAGUUCUGUUUUGCAAUUAAGUCUUCAAGUUUCAUAACCUCUGCGUACAUCGCAUUUCUUGUGAAAAAUACAGUGAAUGGAAUUUCUAUACCUUAUUCUUCAAGUUCAUCUCUAGUGGGAACAAUCCAAUUACAUAUUACAAAAUGAGUGACUCAAGUCAAGCAAAAAAAGCUCGGACGUCAAGUUUUAUUGAAGCAAUAGAAGAAGAUAGAAAAAAUGCAGGAGAAUCAGUCUUGGAUUUCAAGUUUAACAAGAAAAGGAUCAGAAUUCUAACAGAACUUGACGAAGUUGCUAAAAACUGUCGUGGAGUUGUUUAUUGGAUGUUUCGAGAUUCUAGAGUGCAAGAUAAUUGGGCCCUUCUCUACACUCAAAAAAUAGCUUUGAAAAACAAAGUGCCUCUUCACGUUUGCUUUUGCAUUUUACCAAAGUUCCUUGAUGCAACAAUUCGUCAUUACAAAUUUCUCUUGAAGGGUUUAGAAGAAGUUGAAAGAGAGUUAAAAUCUCUAAACAUUAAUUUCACUCUUUUACAUGGCGAACCAAAUUCUGCACUUUUGGAAUUCGUGAAAAAUUACAAAAUGGGAGCGGUCGUUACCGACUUUUUUCCUUUGAAAUUGCCGAUGUUUUGGGUGAAUGAUUUGAAAAAAAAUCUUCCAAAAAAUGUACCUCUUUGCCAGGUGGAUGCUCAUAAUAUUGUGCCUUGUUGGGUUACUUCAGACAAACAAGAAUAUUCAGCACGUACAAUUCGCAACAAAAUAAAUUCGAAAUUAGACGAGUUUUUAACGCCAUAUCCACCAGUAAUAAAUCAUCCUCACACAAGUGAACAAAAUCUUGAAAAAACUGAUUGGAAAACGACAUUAAAAGUCCUAAAGGUUGAUAGAACCGUGGACGAAGUCACUUGGGCCAAACCAGGCUACAAAGGUGGAAUUUUGGAACUUGAAUCUUUUUUAAAAGAUCGUUUGGAUCUUUACAAUACCAAGCGAAACGAUCCAACUGUUGAUGCUUUGAGCAAUUUGUCACCCUGGUUUCAUUUUGGAAUGAUAUCGGUUCAAAGAUGCAUUUUGGAAGCUAAAAAAUUCAAAAAGAAACAUAAAGAAUCAAUUGAGGCUUUUAUGGAAGAAGCUAUUAUCCGAAGUGAGCUUGCAGAUAAUUUCUGCUUUUACAACGAACACUAUGAUUCCAUUAAAGGAGCAUAUCAAUGGGCGAUUGACACCCUCGAUGCUCAUCGAAAAGAUAAGCGAGAAUAUAUCUACAGUCUGGACCAAUUUGAAAAAUCUUUAACACACGAUGACUUGUGGAACGCAGCUCAAAAUCAGCUAGUGGAAUAUGGAAAAAUGCAUGGAUUUCUCAGAAUGUAUUGGGCCAAAAAAAUUCUUGAGUGGACCGAAUCUCCUGAGGAUGCAUUAAAAUGGGCCAUUUAUUUAAAUGAUAGAUACAGCAUGGAUGGCUGUGAUCCAAAUGGAUACGUUGGCUGUAUGUGGUCAAUUUGUGGAAUUCAUGAUCAAGGCUGGAAGGAAAGAGACAUAUUUGGAAAAAUACGCUACAUGAACUACAAAGGCUGUCAAAGAAAGUUCGCUGUCUCAGAAUUUGUAAAGAAGUGGGGAGGUAAAGUGCACACUCAUGGCAAAACGGAAAAGAAAUGAAUGUGAAAUUCAGUCUUUUCAACAUUUUUGAUCCAGUAUUAUUUUUAUAAUAUUUACUUAAGGAUGAAAUGCGAUUUUUAUAGUAGAUAAUUAAAAAAAAUAUGGAAUAGAGAAUCUCCAGGGUGUCUACUUACCUGGGAAUCCUAGAAUCUCUAGAAUUUUUUUCUAGAGGAUGUCUUCAUUGUUGUCCAAUUUUAAUAUAAAAUUAAAUAACAAAGCUUUGUGACUUGUAAAAGUAGCUUUAUAUUACUGGAUUUAAC